CCGCAGCGAAACCAUUGCCCUCCUGCAGGAGAAAGAAGACUAUCUUGUCUGCAGAUCCACCAUGAAAAUCGGUAUCCUUAAGCGCAAUGCCAAAGAGCUGCGCAAGCAGAAUGAAUCGCUUAAGCAGCAGGUGCACGCAAUGGAAGACGAUUAUACGAAUCUGAAAGCCUGGUCUGUGGCAUCCGAGCAACAGCAGAGCCUAUACAAAUACCACAAUACAAAACUAAACACUGAACUUAAAAUGACGCAAAAUGAUCUCCGCAGGGAGAUGGACUCGAAGCGAAAGUUGGUGGAGCUGAUAUUGCGUGGGGAGAGUAAUGAGAAAGUAAGCUUCAUGAUGAGCGACUAUACAACAAUGACUAACAUUUAA
Molecule: messenger RNA, 370 nt
Organism: Drosophila grimshawi
Lineage: Eukaryota; Metazoa; Arthropoda; Insecta; Diptera; Drosophilidae
Exons: 2
Coding region: 62-370 (102 amino acids)
Source: RefSeq, a predicted model, not a curated record